Pygocentrus nattereri (red-bellied piranha) is the source of this 7200-nucleotide messenger RNA. RefSeq names its product prominin 1 b (gene prom1b). The record is from RefSeq and is a predicted model, not a curated record. Gene Ontology annotation, molecular function: cholesterol binding. Bases 328 to 3081 code for a protein of 917 amino acids. The transcript is spliced from 31 exons. Gene Ontology annotation, cellular component: cell surface; prominosome; cilium. Lineage: Eukaryota; Metazoa; Chordata; Actinopteri; Characiformes; Serrasalmidae.
CAAAGCCUCGCGCGCUCCAGAACGAGCGGCGGAGGAGCGCAGACCGAGCGCUGAGGAGCCGCGGAGCACACGGAGAGAGAUGAGUCCCGCAGACCCGACACGGCGGAGCCGCGCCUGAGCUCAAACUGGAGCGCGCAGCUCUUUUUCUCUCUUUUCACCUUCCCGCUUUUUCUCGCAGCGCUUCUUCUUUUCCCCUUCAUGUCUAAAUCCAGCAGCGGCUCCGAGAGCACCGGCUGAGGCGCGUCCUCGCUCCGUUGUCGCCGCUGUUUUUAUUUCGUAUCUUCGGUUUCUUUUCUGAAGUCCCUGCUCUUCACGUGCCGCCUCGCGAUGCUGUGGAACGCGCGUCUCGCGCUGCUGCUCUAUUGCUGUGGCUGCAGCUGGGCGCGCGAGCAGCAACCCGAGUCCAGCGAAGAGCCGGCGCGCGCAGACACGCACCGGGCCCCCGCCGCCGAAGCGCUGGAGUUCGGCUACGUCCCGUCCGUGGUGUACGAGACACACGCGUACUACGAGCCGGGCGCCAUCGGCCUCCUCUUCCACAUGGUGCACGCGUUCCUCUACGCCGUGCAGCCCAACCCCUUCCCCAAAGACCUCAUUGUAAAACUUUUACAGCAAAACAUGGGAGGAAUCAAACCAGAGGAGCUUCAGAAGCCUGAGAACGUUGUCCUAACGCUACAGGCUAUUUACUAUGAGAUAGGCUUCAUCGUGCUGACGGUGUUGGGGGUUUUGUUUGUGAUGCUUAUGCCACUGGUGGGCUUUUUUUUCUGCCUGUGCCGCUGCUGUGAGAACUGUGGAGGAGAAAUGCAUCAGAGACACCGCAAGAACGCCGACUGCCAGCGGGGCUUUUACACAGCCAGCCUCAUUGCUUCAUCUGUCUUCAUCACAGUGGGUGUUCUAGUUGCCUACACAGCGAACCAUAAUAUCACCACCCGGAUCAAAAGCACAAGAAGACUUGUCAGCACCAACAUAAGAGACUUGAAAUCAUUCGCCAAUUAUACACCAGCGCAAAUAGAUUACCUGACUGCACAAUACACAACAGCCAAGAAUAAAGUACUCUCAGAUUUAGACAACAUUGGGCCUUUAUUGGGUGGACGAAUUCAAAACCAGCUGGAGAAAGAAGUGGUGCCUGCUUUAGACAACGCCCUGCGCAUGACGGGAGUCAAAGUGGAAAGUGCAAUUAAAGCAAUGCGGGAGACUAAGGAGGCUUUAGAAAGUGUGAGUACAUCUUUGGAGACCCUGCAAGAUGGGACAGGGAAGCUACAGAGGUCCCUGCAGUCCGAGCGUGCUUCACUGUCAAACACUCUCAAUGAUCCAGCCUGCAGCAACGGAGAUGUCUCACACACGUGCAACAACAUUAGGGGCACGCUCAGCCAGCUUGCUAUCAGUGCCAACUUUAAUGGGCUCCCUGAUGUAAGCCCCCAGUUGACAAAUCUAGAAACCGUGAUGAGGACUGAUCUCAGCAACAUCGUACAGAUGGGUUACUCUGCUUUUAAUGACACUCCUAGGAUGGUGAGCGAACAGACAAGAGGCGUUGUGUCAACCCUGCCAAGGGUGAAAGCUUUAUUGGAUAAGUCAGGUGCGGAGAUUGUUGGCUUCACUAAGAUGUUCCCAGUGGAACCAGCACUACAGAACUUCACCAAGUUCCUCACAGAAGGACAGAAGAACAUUGAAGCGUACUAUCCUCAGAUAGACCAGUUUGAUUUCUACAGAUGGAUCGCUUGUGUCAUAGUGUGCUGUAUUGUGGUGCUGAUCCUGGCCUUCAACUUCCUGGGAUUGAUGAGCGGAUCAUGUGGCUAUGAUAAGAACACCACCCCCACUACACGAGGCUGUCUGUCAAACACUGGCGGCAAUCUCCUCAUGGCAGGUGUCGGGUUCAGCUUCAUCUUCUCCUGGAUUUUGAUGGGAGUUGUAGUCACUACGUUUGUUGCUGGAGGCAAUAUGGAGAAGCUUGUGUGUGAGCCUCUGGCCAACAGACAGCUGUUUAAGGUGAUAGACACACCAUACUUGGUCCAUCCGGGUAAAAAGAACUUUCUCCCUGGAUUGCUGUUUCAAGACCCCCACCUUGAACUUACCAUUGGCAGCCUGUACAGUGAUUGUUAUGAGAAUAGCGGCAUAUAUGCAGCAUUACAACUGGAGAACAAAUUCAACUUCAUUAAGUUUAUCAAUGCAACAGUGUAUAAUCAGGAGCUGGCUAAUAUAUUUGAAGGAGUGAAAGUGGACCUGCAAGGAAUAAUACUACUAGAGCAAGAGGGCAAAGACAACCUCAUUAACUUUGCUAAUACAGGCCUUGGAGAAAUCAACUACCAGGCUUAUCUUUCAGAGGUAAAUAAAGGAGUGACUGUUGUGGAUCUUCUGUCUUUUGCAAAUGAACUAGAGGCCCAGGCAGACCAUCUGCCCCGUGGAGCUCUGGGGAAUGCACUGAAGGGUCACGCUAGCAGCAUCAGGCAGAUCCAUAAAGAACAAGUGUUGCCCAUGGAGCAAGCUAUGAAAUUUGUGAGAGCAAGGAGUUCUCUCAGUCAGAGUAUCACGUUACUUCAGACCACUUCCAGAGAGCUUCCUACUAAAGUGACCAACGUGCUGAGUGCCAUUGACGCAGCUGAGUAUCUCAUUGCCAACAAUGCCUCACAUGUUGUCAAACAGGAGACAGAAAAAUACGUCAAGAACCUAGUGGGAUACUUCAAACAGUACACUAACUGGGUCCAGAAUUCGUUAACAUUGGAGGUGGCUCAGUGUAAACCCAUCAGCAACAUCAUAGACUCUCUGGAGAUUGUUGGCUGCAGUUUUAUAAUAGACUCAGUGAACACAUUCUGGUUCGGUCUAGGUGGCUGCUGUUUGUUCCUUAUCCCCAGUAUCAUCAUGUCGGUCAAACUUGCCAAAUUCUACCGCAGAAUGGACACUGAGGAUGUAUUCGAUGAGUUUGCCAUGCCUUUUUCCAUGGGCAGUAUGGACAUCAGUGGUAUCAGUGGUUAUCAAAAUGAUCACAUUUAUGGCAUAAGUAACCCAGUGAUGGCCAGCUAUCCCUCAUAUGACACAAUGACACGGUAUCCUAGGGCCUCUGCCCCACCAAGGCAGCUUGACUGGUGACAAAUGCAAGCACAUUCACACUUUCACACACAUGGGACAUGCAGCCCAGAUCAGCAUAAACAGUGGUACGGAAAACUGGAGCUAGACAAGUCACCAAGGGAGUCAUCUAGGACUAAUUUCAUACCAGAGGAAGAAAAAAGGGAAUAUAUCCAGAUAAGCCAGGGCCUCCAGUUGCUUCCGUAAGACAAAUUUUAUACAACAUACUGAACUUGUGAACUGUGUAAAAACUGACUGUAAUAUGUCAUAUAUCAUAUGUAACUUUAAAUCAGUGAAAGGUAGCCAUAGUCCAUUCUUAAAAAUAAAGAUUCCUAAAUGAUUCUUGGCUUGCAUGUACGAUUCUAGGAAACAUUUUAGUUGGCAUAUAAUGUUUACAUCAUGUGGAGGUGUAACUAAUGUAUGAAAUCUUUUAAUGUAUUAAACCCUUAAAGGGGUACUUCACAUUCAAAUGUAUCAUUAAUAAAGCUUCAAAGAACCAUUCUUUGAAAGGUCCCCCCGACCAAGAAAUUUUUAUGGAUUAAGAUUUGAAAUUGAUCUAGGGGGGGCACUGAGGACUAAUUUGAGAACCACUGAUUUAGGGAACCAAAAUGGUUCUCCUAUAGCGUAGCGCCAAAGAAUCCUUUCUGGCACCUUUAUUUUUAGGAGUGUUGUUUUGAUCAUUUGACACACCACUGACCAGUGGAAGGUAUGUUUACUAUAAAGAGCUAUAGCUAUUGAAUGUUUGUUUCUACUCAUCCGUAUCACAAAUGUUUUUAAGGCUUUUGUAUUUUUUGUUAAUAUCAAUUUUAUAAACCAUAUCCUUUAGUAAGCGUUAUUCAAAAAAGGGUAGAGUUGUGAGAAUUUUUACAAGGAGCUGAGUUGAUGUUGCUCUUUCAUGCGAUUAGCCUCCUCUUUACCCAGUCUUUAUUUAAGAAACAGCAGCUAAUAUAUAGCAAAACUGCUCUCAAAUCAAAGUACAAGGGAAACUUGCCAACACCCUAUGAGCACAUCUGUGGAAAGACAAGGGAAAAUAAAUGCAUAAUAGCAAAAGUAAGAAGGUAUGUUUCUCAUAAAAACAGUGUUCAGUGUUUGCAAGACUAAACAGUUUUAAGGUUGAGGUAGAGCCUAUUAAAUAUAUACAACUGGCAAAAAUUUAUAAUCAUCAAAUUGUUUCAGACUAGAUCAGAUGAUUGACAUGCUUUUUUUUUAUAAACAACCAUAUUGCCCAGUGAAUAAUGAACAGAAUAACUUUCUUAGAAUUUGCAGUUCUAUUAACGUUUUUAGAAAUAGGGGAGAAAUGUUGUUAAAAGUGAAAAUGAUGUAUUUGAAUUUUUACAGUUUUCAUCAUGAAUUGGUUUCUAGUACAUAAAUCAAUUAUAAUGCAAACAGCCCAGAAACACACAGAUCAUUUGAAUGAUUAUAAUUCUAAUGUAUUUUAUAUGAGGUUUUAUUUGUGAUCCAGUCAUUAUGUCACUGAUGUAAUUCCUACUUGAAGUUAUAUUGUCUUAUUUUCCAGUGUCUUACUGUAUUUGCUUAUUUAUUUAUUUUUUGAGUCCCUGUUUCUAACAAAAAUCAGUACGGUGAGUACAGACAGCAUUUCCUGUUCAAUAGUGGGUUUUUUUUCUGAAUCUGAGUCUAUGAAUAAUUCCCCAAAAUUCUCAACUAGAAAGGAAUGAACCCUGCAGGGUAAUUCAUUAAAAUUCAUUAAAAAAGUCUCCAUCCACAUUUAUCCAAAUAUUUGUGAAAACAGUGUUUUCUCUAUGUUUUAGCCUCCUGUUCACACAGCAUCUUAGGUCAUUGAAAACACUGACAUCACUUCCGCCUAUGCACAAUGUACAUAAUUGUCGCUUUUUUGUUUUUAUCUAUUCAGUAUGCAGAACUCUGUCUCAAAUGUAUGGCUCUGCCAACUAGGUUGUUUCGGUGUGCUUUGCAGUUUGGGGCUGAUAACGCUCACAACUGGGUUAAGCUUUAUUUUUUAAUUAUGCUGUUGUGCAGAAGCAUCAGAACCUGUGCUCAUUAAAAGAUUAACGAGGGGUCACAACUCAAAAGCACACAUUAAAAAUGAUUAAAAUAAAGUACUAAAGUCAUAAUAAAAGUGUCUCAUUGAUUCUAAACUGUUGUGAUGUAGUGAUCAUUUUAAAAAAUCCUAAAUUAUAAACCAUAAAGCAAGUUUUCCAAAACAGAAAACAUUUCUCUGCCUGUUUGGGACUGUGUAGACGCUGUGGUAUAGCCAUGGCAGGAAAUAGUAGUUCAUCGCUUUUUAAGCUUUUGUUUUCUGGCAGUAAUUGGCCUUUAAAUCUAUUUGAGAUAUCGAAUAAGCAGGACAGUGUCAUGUCGAACAAGACUGUUACUGUAAAAUGCUGCCAUCACUUUUAGAAAAUCCCUGCCUUCAAUCAUUUUUAUAUUCUGUGUGAUCACCAAAACGCUGUUAGUGUGGAAAAAUAUACAGAUACUUGUGGAUGAGGCUGGCUGUCCUUUGUUAUUGAGAAUGUGCAAACACUUUCUAUGAAGAUCACGUUUUAAACAUUUAUGUUAUAUGAAUGUUAUAAUGCAUUCAUAAGGCUUUAUAAACGUGGUUAUAAAUAUUUAUAAAGAUGAAUUACACAUUUUACCCAUGUUUAUUAUAUAUUAUUAAUUGUUAACACAUAAUUCAUAAUGUAUAAGUAGUGUUCAUAACAUUUUAUAUUGUCAGUGCCAAAGAAGACAACAAUGUUUAUGGACGUCACAGGAUUUCUAAUAUUUUAUUUCUCAGUGCUGGUGCUGUUAGAGCUGCAUCUUCUAGGCUUAAGUCCUCUGUGUUCAGAUGCUCCAAACAGGUUGUGCAGCCUAGAAUUAUUGCUACCAUGCGCUUUUCUUAACCAGCACUCUCACUUUAAAUGUUACAUUACGUCACAGAAAACCAAGUACCCAUCAGCCCCUCCGCUGAACCCCUUCUGACAUCAUACUUAGCGUGAAAUUAUUGUGGAGUGAAGGGCUGGACAGGGAGAGGCGAGAUAGUAGAGUGCUGUCGUUGUAAUUUGGUUCUAAUGUCAAGCACUAGAACCCUUCACUCUGUAACAUCACUACUCUGCACUACAGUGAUGCUAAUUUCUGCUAGCGUUCUAUUGGAUAUGCAGUAUUAAGUUAGUGCCAAGCUAACGGUGGUGCACAUUGCCUGUGGUGUACAUCGACUUACUAUUGGGUAAAACACUGUUAGCAGCACUAGUUUAAAAUCUGACAUGUAGCCUCGCUUCACAUGAAGCCUGUAAUGUGCUGUACUUUGUACAUUGCAGUGCGGCAGUAAAUCCUUCAGUAAAUACUUCAAUUUGAAGCUUGACUCUUAAUACUGGAGGAGCCUUUAGUACAUUAUGCGUCACUUUACAGCAGACAAAUACAAUUUAUGAGCUCUUAUAAUUUGUAAUAAAUGCUACUUAUCGUUGUUAUCGGAGCAAAACUUCAUAUCUCCAUUUUUGACGUUUUUCAGUUCUUGAUAUAAUUUGAAAAUGCCUGUUGUUUUUUAUAUUGUAUGCAAAUUUGAUGAGCAAUGGACCAAAAGAAAUGAGCCAAAAUAACCUGGAAAAACAUCUGGUUCCAUUGACAUGCAUUAAAAGUAAAGUAGGUUUUUUUUCUUCUCCUGUAAAUACAACAUUUUGGAGAUGGAAGGUUUUGUUCCGACGCCAGCGUCAUAAUGCAUUGUGUUAACAAUUCAUAAUGCAUAAGAAGUAUAGCUAUAGUGUGUAUAGCAUUUUUAUCUAUAUUUAUAGCCAUGUUUGUGAUGCCUUAUGAAUGCAUUAUAAUGUAUUAUUGUGUUCAUAGGUUUAUAUAGAUAUAACAUUCAUAGAAAGUGUUACAAAGAAUGUUAACAUUUUGUGUGAAGAGUUUCUUUAGAGACAAUGUUAAAACACUCCAGGCAUCCAGCAGUGAAACUCAUAGGCUUGCUGAAAGUCCACCCAAAAUUAUUAGCCUCAACAUUAAGUGAAUGAAUCAAAUGGUAACUAAAAGGUCAUUUCUUCCUUGUUUAAAAUGUUCUCCCCUGCGCCACCGUGGUCUUGUUGUCACUUGUGUUGAAGCUGUAAGUGGCAAGAGUUGCAUGUAAGUUUCACAUGGUUCCAGUUGAAAAAUGCAAAAGUGGAAAUUGGAAAAUAAAUUUAUGCGUAAUAAGAA